GCUCCGUCACGCGCACCACGCGCAUUGCCACGCGCCCUGUCGCAGACUCGCCGGGCCCUAGCGGCUACCCCGACUUUGUGCUGCCCAAGCAAUCUUCCAGUUUUCGAAAAUCUUCAGAGCGCCUCGAGUACGAACUCAGCCAGACCAACAUCUACUCGGCCUGCCCUUCGACCCGCUCGAGUCGAUCCGGCGGAGAGCCCUGCCCGGAUCCCCUGCCGGACUCGGACGACGAGCGGCGCGUCGGAUUCAUAGGGCCCCGUCGCAGCGCCAGCUGCCGCAACCUACGCGAGUACAGCUUCGACGCGGCCGGCCGCACGCGGAGCGCCGCGCCCCUCCUGGACCGGCCCGUGACCCGGUACGGCGAGCCCUGCACGCGGCUGCCGCACCGCACCUCCGUGGAGUCGCAGCGCUCGACGCUCGGCCGCGCCUACUCCGCGAGCUUCCCGGGCGCCGUGUCCGAGCCGCGCCUCGACCUGGCGGCGGCGGCGCGCACCGGCUCGCAGGACGACGUGUCGCACGACAGCUACGAGCUCAUCGAGCGCUCCGACGACGAGUCCGACCGCCGGGCGCGCUCCCCGCCCCGCACGCGCUCCUGCUCGCUCGACUCUGGUAACGAGCUGCCUUCCGACGACGAUCGUUCUCUGUCCGAACCGGAGGACGAGGCCGGCCAGUACCGCAGCGAGCCAGAUUUGUCCCUUGGACCGUAUCUGGCGGACGACCCGCGGGUGUUGCCGCGCGAAAAGCUCUCUGUGCGAUCAGACGGUGCUUUCUAUCGCGAGAUCAAACGAGCGCUUGGAUCGCGCACAUCCAGUCAGGAGUCGAGGAGCGAAUUGUACGACUCCAAGCUCUCGAAGAGCAGCGCCGAGUCGAGCAAGAAAUCGCGUGAUAGCGUUUAUCACACGGACAGCAAAAAGUCACGUGAGACGCUCAAAAGCAAGAGUUCGGACCGCUCGGGCUCGCGGACUUCGAGCCAAGAUUCGAAAUCUGACUACUACGAGUGUCGUCGCACUCUGUACGAGCCGGACGAGGCGCGGCGCCGCAGCGUCUCCAGCGUGCAGGUGCCCUACGUCGAUCCCUUCGAGCCCACCUCUGUCUCUUCGAGUCCGGACUCUACUAAAGAUUUUUAUGACGCUCAACCCACUUUUAUCGGAAUGGAAAAACCGGAAUAUCGUGAAAGGACGUUGUUCGGUAAAUCUCAUGAAGAUUUGAUCGCUAAUAUCGCUAGCUCCCCAAAUUAUUACCAUAUUCCCACUCCUUAUUCGACUUUUCCAAGUAAUAGUAGACAUAGAGAACCUGGUCCCCUACAUUCAGCCAGUUUACAAAAUGUUGAACUGGAUACCUACGGUCACUAUUCGGAUUUGAGUCCUCCGAAAAGGGUGGAAGAAUUUUCAACAGAGGAGGAGGACAUGCACCCGCACACCACGUACAUCUGGCCGGAAAAAAUUGCCGGUCUCGAUACGGAAAUCGACAACACUAGAGCGGCCAAAAUACACAGCUAUCAACGACGUCGCUCCUCUGAUACGGUGUUCAGUUUCGACAAGGAUAAGAUCGAAUCAUUGACGAGAACGAUUAGUAAGGAAAAUACGACUUCACAUCUAGUUAAAGAAUCGUCCAACGAAUCCGAUGUUAAUGUACGCGUUUUACCGGCCAUGGACAGUAUUGAGUACGCUAAAAAUAAAGCGAAAGCUGCCGCCAUGCAGUCGGGUACUACAUCAAUACUCCAGUCGGAGUACGAUAAACGUGGAAAGGUGCACACGCACAUGAUAAGAAAAGAUAACUUGAAGGAAGAGUUAAUGGCUAAAACGCACUUUGACGAAUAUAAUCCGAAGCUGAUAUUGGAGACGAGCUCCAGCAGUCGACUUGCGGAAACGACGGUACCGUACACUCAUCCCACGGUAGAGCGCACUAAAAGUGAUCCGAACAGUCUCGCCAAUAGACCGCGCUUCAGCAGCGUUAACUCGCGUCGGCACGUACUCAUGCAUCAAAAGUCGAUAGACUUAACGCCUGCCGAGUCCAGCGAUGAAGACUAUAUUUUCCGACAGAUACCGAGCGCUCCACCAAUCGCGUCAAAAAGAUCGCAUUUCGAAAUGCCUUCGAGACACAUCGACCAUGAUCCGCCUUUUGAUUUACCGAAAAACUAUUUCAAAGAAUUCGAUGACUUCAAAGCGACCUGCCUUAAGGAACCAAAAAAAUCUAUCGAUGACGGUUACGAUAUACCUUAUGUCUUGCACAAAAGGCACGUGAUGAAUGGAACAGCACCGUCUCCUUCAGACGAUCAGUGCCAACCUCCUGAUAUCGUGAUGAUGCCUCCUCAAAAUGGAAGGCACGUAAACUCACAUCCUCGAUGUAAAUACCACGAUCAUCCGAAAUCACCUCGUUCGCCCAAGUCGCCUAAGUCUCCCAAAUCACCAAAGUCUCCCAAAUCUCCUAAAUCACCAAAAUCUCCAAAAUCACCCAAAUCACCAAAAUCGCCAAGAAGUAGUAUUCAGGUUGAUCAUAGUUCUAAGUUCUUGGACGUUGAAAAUCAUGACUUUUUGUUUACUCAAAACAUAGAUUUAUCAAAAGUAGAUCCGGUCACUUUAGAAGUUGAUAAAAGUGGUCAAUUGAAGCACAUGAUUAGUCCAAAGCGCGAUAUAACAAAAAGCUUAGAUCCCCUAUUACUUGAAACAUUGAAUUCUAAAUUAAGCCAAAUCGAAAGUGACUCAGCAACGAGCUCGAAAACUGAUAGUUUAAGACAGGAUCCUCAAUGUCCACAUGAUAUUAAAUUCACUAUAAACGGUCGAACUGUGCAACAGCCACCUAUAUGUAAAGAAACAAAACCAAUGACAGCAGCCGAAAAACUGCGAGCCGAUAUCAAAUCUAAAUCUGAAAAACUACCACUUAAAAGACCCAAGGCACGAGGUCCCGGUAAAAAAGGGGCAAGUGGGAAAGUGAAACAAAAGAAUAAUAAUAAAAUAAGAAUAACUUCUUUUUCUUCUGACGAUGAAAGCGUAGAUUCUGAUGACGUAUUCGGAACUACUGAAGCUGCCCCUAAAUUGGAAUUUUCGCCUCCGCAAUCCAGAAAGGAUUUGGAACCCAUCUUGCAACUUGAAUAUGACAAAAUUACCUCGGGUGCUUGGCAUCGAGGUCAAACAAUGAGUUCGACAGAAAUAGAAGGUUCACCACCACAAUGUCGAAAGUUGCUCGAAUUAGAAGCAAAAUACAAUCCACAAGUACUGGACAGUAUUACAGGCAAUGCUACAGAAUUGCGACGUAUAUCGGAACGCUCUAUCUCAAUUCCUAGUUCGGAAGAUGAUAUCAUUGCAAAAAUUCUUCCAGAAAUCAAGCAGGUUAGCAAAGACAGUUCCACCUGGGAAUUUAAUGAAAAUAUCCCCUCGCCUAUACUUGAGAGUACUGAGUUUCUAAAAUCAGAGGAUGAACAUUUGGCUGACAUGGAAAUACAAAAAGUAACCGGGAGUCACACACUAUCCGAAGAUCAAAGUGAACCCGUUAAAGAUGAUAAAAAAGAUUCAUCUAAACUAGAUGUGAAAAAAAGCUUACGGGAUGAAUUAAUUUCACCCAUGUUACGUAAACCUGGAGGUACGCCCAUACUCUUUGCUCACGCUAGGUUGAAUUUAUCGGAAGGCUCUGUGUUCGCCUUGCAACGACAAAAAGCUACUCAAGAUUCACCGACAUCAGGUCGGAGAGCUAAAAGCUUAGAUACUCCUGUCAUCCAACUUCACAGGCUUCCUCCAAUGAAUGCAUUCUCGUCAAAAGAUGACACAGUUGAAGAUGAAAAUGGAGAAAGUAUUAUUCUUGAAGAGAAGUCCAUUGUUGAAGAGAAAGGAACCAAAGUGCCUUGCGCUAUGAAAGAAAUAAUCGAAAAAAUUGAAGAGGUUGAAGAAGAGCAAGUAGCGGAAUCAUCACACGAGAAGAAAUCGGUUCUGAUUGACAGCGAAGAAUUACAACUUUUAGAGGAUUUGGUAGAACAAAGACGGCCAAGAUCAUUUAAACGUAGAUACGAUUUAACAAAAUUAAAAUCUCAAAUGAAGUCUCCGUCUAGAUCUCCACUCAGCAAGUCACCUAUGUCACGAUCGCCUAUUUCGAAGUCACCAUCCCGAUCUCCUACAUCCUCACUCAACUCACCACGGGGUAGUAUUAGAAAGCUUUCUGACCUCAGUGAGGAUCAAAUAGUUCCUGAUAUAGAAAGAAUCAAACGUAAAGAUAAGAAAAAAUUGACUUUGAAAGUGAAACCUGAAGAGAAACAAAAAAUAAGUAACAAACUAAAUAAAGGUGGCUCACUUGACACUAAUGCAACUAAAGUGAAAGCACUACAGACUCAGAAAUCGUUACCAUCGUCACUCAAGGAUCGUCCUGAUUUCUUAACAGUUCCUCCCCUAGACUUAGCUCGAGCUAAGAGUCAAGAACUAGAACAAACUGCUAAGAAGAUGGCUAAAGAAAAAUCCAAAUCAUUGGAGAAAAUGGAGGUUAAACGAGGAAGCAGUAAAGAAAGAACGAAAUCUCAAGAAGACAGUGAUACUGAGAUAGCUAAGCGUAAAGAGAAGCAACAAAUGCUAUUUGAAGCUGCCUUGAAACAAACGAAGACUCUCAUAAGUCCAGUAAAAGACACCAUGCCGCCUUUCCCACCACCCGAAGACAAAAUUUUGGUUAAAACGGAGGGUGACAAAAUUAUAAUUGAAACGAAAAUAUGUAGCAAAGCAGAAGACCACGUGUUUAUUGCCAAGUCUCCUAAAAAACUGGAUGAUAAGCUAGGUGGUAAAAUUAGUAGGAGUUUCGAAGAUCAAAAGACACCGAAACCCAACAUUAAAACUAACAAGAGCAUGGAUGAUAAAUCGAGUCAAUCUCUGGAAGAUAAAUUCGAUGAUCUUGCAGCCUUACAAAAGUCACCCAAAACCUUGUCAAAGAAGCAAGAAAUCAAACAACUCAUCGAAGGUAAAGUAGUGUAUCAAAAGGUACACCCAAGCGUUAAAUCAAAAAGUUUAGAUCGCAAAGUAGAUGUACAACUCGAUGCUAAAAUUAAGUCAAAAAGUCUGGACCGGAAUUACAUAACACCUAUAACAACUGAAAAAGUUUCACCCGAGACUUCUGAUAAAUAUUUCAAACAAGAAGUUGUAAAAGUUGAUGUUCACCCUAGCGUACAAGAAGAACCUGAAUACGUUAUGCAAGACUUUGCUACUGCUCAAGAAGCAAAAGAUCAAUCGCCUUCAAACAGUUAUAAGGAUAAAACUGAAGAUGAUUCUUCGAUGGAGUGGAUGUCGAGUUCCCAGCAUACUGUAAUAGAAAAUGAUACUCAAACUGUCAUAAUGGAACGUCGUAAAAUUGAUAUUUACAACAAACAAAGACAAAGCGAAUUACAAGAGAACAGAAUUAGUCAAAGUGCUAACGAAUUAGCUACGUCAGAAAAAGCUGAGGUAACUCGAUUAACGAGCGAAGAAGAGUCUCUAACCGAUGUUAGUGAACUAAAAGUAUCAGAUGAAAGUCAUUUGCUUGGUCUUUCUUUGCCAUUUAUAGAUGCAGAUAGUUCUUCUGAUCAGGACCAAGCAUCGAGAAACAUAAAACUGAAACGUGCUAAAAGUGAUGACACGUCAUAUGUUACGGAUGCAUAUGAUGAGACACUCGAUACCGAAGUGCCGAUAUCUGAUAUGAGCAGCAAAGCCAAAGGUAAAGUCUUAGAUACUCAAGGAACUUUCGAUGAAUCUUCUGCUAGUCUCAUGGAAUUUUUGAAACAGGAAUCAAUGUCACAGGUCUGUUCAGAUACUGAGACGGAGCCCGAAAGCAAAAUGACAAAAUCUCCAUCUAAACCUUUGGACUUGACGCUUAAAUGGAAAAAUAAAAAUAAAAUAAUUGUAACUCCGCCUCAAGAAAACAGCCCCACGGUUGAAAACAUUCCUUUCAUUGAUUCUAGUACUUCCAGAUCUAAUAAAUCGGAUACUGGAGAGCUUACUGGAAGUUCGGGAAGUGACAAAUCGCCCACCGAACAAAGACCAGAUCACAGAACAUUACUAUCUGCUAAAUCAAGACGAAGCGAACUCUUAAAACUAAGCGCUGAACGGUCUCGCAGCUCUGAAUCAACAUCUUGGACAAGCAUUGAAAAAGACGUGAGCCCUUCAAGUCAUAUUAAAGGUAGCUCUAUCGACGAUGAAUCUAGUGUGAGUUGUUCUAUUGCUCGGCCACUCGGUAUCUCCCAAGAUAUAGAAAAGCUGAACAAAAAAGACAGAGAAUGCUUAGAGGAGUUGAAACAAGCUAUGGAAUACGGCGAAGAACACUUACUAUCUCAACAAACUUUGUCUAGUGAACAUUCAAAGUCGAACUCGAAAUCACCCUCACCAGUACCUGAAAUGACUCGUAUAGAAAGUCCAAGAAGUCCAAGUAAAUACGGAAAUAGAAAAUCUCCUACACCAACGUUAGAAAAACAGAGACAAGUGGAUUCUCAGAGAGCACCAACUGAUUCAGAAUCCAGUUCUGAAAGUAUCGAUAAAACUGUCGAACAACUAUCUAAGCCAAACUUAAGAAAGAGUGGCUUAGAGAAAAUCGGUAAAUGUGUUAUUGAGGAAUCGGAGUCCAGCCAAUCAGCGGCAUCUAAGGCAUCGGACGUUGCGCGUGAACUGCAAAGGACAGUAAAAAAAACUAAAAUUGCGAUAACGAUCUCACAGGAGGAUCAGAACACUACAAUCGACUUCGAUGACGAUGGCAAUGUUAUAACUUCAUCAUUCGAAAGAGAACUUAUGAAGAAAAGAGCUCUCAAAGACACUGACCAGAAGAGUUCGUCUAAAUCAAGCAUGGAUACCACCACUACUACUACUCCGUCGAAGGGAUCUCUUAGUGUAGAUGAUUCGUCUUCCAGAAGGAAAGGCAGACUUGAUGAACAAAAGAGUUCAUCCAAAUCCAGCAUGGAUUCUCGGGGAUCAUUAAGCGUCGAAUCCAGAGGUUCUUUUGAAACCACUGAGUCAACUUCCGGGUCUUUAGGUGAAGCAUACCGGAGAGGAGAAGAAUUAAAACCGACUUGGAGACCAUUCUUUGGUGCGUCUGGUAGCGAGAAUAGUACGAGUAUAGAGGAAGCGUGGAUACCUCAAGAUCACGAAGGCUAUGAAAGUUUAGGUCUUAACAAAGAAUCUUUUGAAUAUAAUAAUCAAAGGUUAUUAGAUGAUUUUCAAAGCUUUCCGAAAAAUCCUCCCCUGUCUUCGAAUACAUCAAAAGAUUCUACUGACGCUGACUUUGCUGAUGAUUUAAACGAUUUUCCUGUAAAUUUUCUUUAUCCAUCUUCAUCUUCAACUACUGACGUUGUUAUAGGCUAUGGUCAAAAUUUUGGGCGUACGCUUUCACGUAUUUCAGAACGUAGUACGGCAUCAGAAAAAACGAGUGCUGAUGAAGACUCGACAAAGGCUUGCUCACGGUCUGAAAGUUUAAAUGAGGAAUCCUUGAAUUCUAGCGAUCAUCAAGCCAGCUUAAGUUCUGAUCCCCCAAGUAACGCUAAUGUUGCUUACAUAUCGGAUACGGACAGAAGGACAUCCGCUGAGAUGCCUGAUAUACCUAUUGAUCAAACUAAGAUUAGCGAGAUGUAUGAAUCGAGAAAAGAAUCUGAAAAAUCCACGAAAGCUGCAGUGGAGUCAAGGAAGUUUGACGAAAGUCCUACAAAAUUAAGAAAGAAGUCCUUGCAAGCACCGUCGAAACACUCUUCAGCCAGUGAAAGUCAGGAAUCUGAAGACUGGCCUUUACCUGAAUUACCAUCGCAACCUAAAAGGCCGAGAGGUUCCGGAUCAUUUAGAAGUGAUUCCGACGAGAUGGAAUUACCUGGUACGUCCAAACUUUUAGAAACGCCGAUCAUUGAGAAGGUGCACAUUUAUUACAUGAGUAAUGAACCGGAACAAGCUAUGAAGGUAACAUUACAAUCGGAAAGUUCCAAAGGUCAACUUGAAGGCUCAGAUGAUGACAGCGACACUUUGAAUAAUGAUGACGAUUUUGAAAAAGAUAUCCCAGAAUCGAGAUCAGAUAAGUCAAACGAAAAAAGUACCGAUAGUCCUCAAAAACAAAUUCAGUCCAUUCCUUACGACCAAUCUAGUUACAUGGUCGAGCCAUUAGAAAAACAGGAAGAAUUCACAUGUUUGAACAAAAAUGUCGUGCCAAGCUACGAUAAGUCAUGUUUAUCGGGUACCAUAAGUAAGGCUUCCUGCUUAAUAGGCGAUACGGGUGCUUGUUGUUCGCGUGCUGAUAAUAAGUCAUUUGCCAUUAAAAGCAAUCUCCAAGACAAAGUUAUUAUAAAUCAACCUCAAAAGUCGCCGACAAACAGAAGCCCGAUAUCAGAGGAAGAUAACUUAUACAGUGAUGAUGUAUUUGGUGGAGACAGUAAAUCCUUGUCUCCAGAUUUUGAUAAAGGGUUUUCCAAUUUGGGAACUCAAAAAUAUUCCUUGGGAUCAAAUAAUUCUGACACUUCCAUUGAUGAUCUACUCUCACAGACUGCAGAAGAGACUGUACGUGCGGUAGGAAAGCUAAGUAUUGGCAGUAUCGGUAGUUCCUGUAAAAGGUGUAGUCAUAGUAGUCACUCCGAAGAGGAAACUAGUUCUUUUGGAACCGAUUUAGACGGGACGGUUAAAAUAGGACUUCCUCAGAAGAAAUGCACACAUAGCUCUCAUUCAGAAGAUACUUCUAUCUGUCUAAGUAUUUCUGAGUGGUCUACAGGAACAAACACGGUACGUCAGUAUGCCAAUCUGUCCGCAUCUGAAAGCACAUCUGCUGUGUCCGUUCCUAGGAGUGAUAAAUCAGAAAAUGUGUCUGCAAAAGGAUACCAUUCAGCGUCACACGACAGUAAAAAGAUAGAUAAGAGUGAUAAACCUAAACUAUCUUCUAAAGCUGAAUUCAGUUCUAAAAGCAGCAGUUUGGAUAGAAGCUCGGACAACGUUCAGUACGAUAAGCUUUGUAGUUCGGAAACUACAAUCUCCCGUAAGGGUAUAGACAGUAGCUCUGGUACUAAAAGCGAUAGUACUUUAACCUUGGCCCAGUCGAUAUCAGACUGGUCAGCUAGUACGAGUCACACACUCGUAGCAACUACGCGUGUAGAGUUGCACGAACAAGACAACAUAAUAUCUGAUGAGACUCUUGUUAUAGAGCCACCGCCUGGCUUGGAAGACAAAGAUGAUGACCAUGACAUUGAAAUAACUGUAGACCAAUCUACAUCUCCUACAAAAGAUGUCAUUGAAAAACAGUCCGUUUUGAGACUGACAGCGUCGUAUACAGGCAAAUCAGAAAAGUCUUCCUCGAUUAGCUAUAGCGAUAAAUCCGACAGAUCGAGCUCGAGUUCAUUGAGUAGCUUACAAAAACACUCUAAUGGUGUUUUAAAAUUUGAUCAGAGGUUAAAAGGCAUUCGACCUCACGAUGCGCUUCAUGAACGUUUCCAGAAAGGUCCUCCGAAGAGUUUGAGCUGUGAGGAGAAAUCACAAAAAUUAUCGAAACCGACAACUCGGUGCCAGAGUGAGGAUAGUGAUUUUAAACCCUACUUUACCCCUCAGCCUGAACUAGACAUAGACAUGCCUUCUAGACUUUAUAGUCAAGAAGAGAAACACAGUGAACGUUAUCAAAGCCAAGAAUUUUCGAAUAUUUUGCGCGAGGAAACUGUCAGCCCUUUUAUAAGAUCAGAUUUUAAACCACUUGCGAAACACGCGAGCUACGAUGAUAGAACUCUUUCGAAAAAUCAAAUAAAAGAAUACAAAUCUUCUCCUCAGUAUCGUUGUAAGCCUAAGAGUUGGUCUUUCCACGAACAUUACUUGUCUUCUUCCGAUUUGCCAUUGAUAUCAGUUCCUGAAAUACCCUCGGUUCAUAGAGAACUUCAAGAAAAGAAAUCAUCCGAAAGAUCUGGCAAGACACCUUUGUCACGCUGUUCUCCUUACUACUCUAGCAGUCUUAGUUCAGAAUCACCUCCUAUUCAACCUUUAAAAGCGCCCGUGAAGAAAACAUUGCUAGCGAGAAAUAUUUCUUUGAAAAGCCCUCCCAGUGGUAACGAUACGGAUAGUUCCUUGGAUGUUAUUAGAGACCCUCGCGAACGUAUGAAAACCUUCCGGCGCAAAAAACAAAUUGUCGGUGGAAGGAGAAGACAAGAAAAAAUACAGGAUGUUCUGGAAGAAGACUCUACUAAAAGUCAAUAUUCUUCAGAAAGUGACAAACCAAAUUGCAUUAAAUUUUUGAUUGUCGAAGAGUCUCUUCGACGCAUGGAAAGCUCUGAAUGUUCGGAUAGCUAUGUCCCUGAAGUUGAAUCCGGGUCUUCAGAAUUUUCCAAGGGAGACUCAAAAAAUUAUGACACUCAAGAAGUUGCUAGCUACUCCGAAGACGAAGGACAUGAAGAGUACCAGAAGUAUAAAAGUGCAAAUUACGAGGCGCCCCAAUUUCCGAUCAGUAUUACUCCUGUUCAGUUUCAAGGUUUCGGUUCUUCCGCCGACGAAGAUGAAAUGGGCUUUCCUCGGUUCGAUAGGUUGGGUCGACUUCGACAUCCUUACUUGGACACGCAAGAACCAUCGUAUGUUUCAGAAGAUAGCCCUCCUAGAGUCUCGUAUUCAAAUAAAAGCAGCCGCCAAUCUUCUCUAAAAAAGGUCAAAUCGUCGUCUAGUUUUCGUCAAUCCGAGGAUAAGUCUCUCGGCGAACCAUCCGGGCAGUCGCAACCUCGAGUUUAUUACGACGACCAAAGCGACAGAGACGACUCUGACGAUUAUGCAUAUCCUGUUGACACAAUCAAAAGAGCACCUAAAAUACCUAAAUCAGGAAGUUAUUUAUUCGAGCGCAGUCAAUCAGUUACUUAUUCCGAUUCGGAAUUACCACACGACAAGGAAGAGUACGAGCAGUACAGAGGUAGUCCAUAUCCUGAACAGUACGAGGAUGUGGGAAUGUUUCAAACUCAAGAAUGUUAUCCGCAGUACGAUAACGCGUUAGACGAAGCUAGGGGAGGAUCGGAUCCGCAUUACGCCAGAGAUAUGGAUCAGCGCUUUAGUCUGAAUAACGUCGAGAGAUUUUAUUCCAGUCACUAUGUUGACUCGCAGGCCUCAAGCGACAGUCCGGAGCAAAAGUUUGAUGUGUCGACGCUACCUCCUCCUCUGUGCUCAGACGAUGAGAACGAUUAAAAUUCAAUCGAGCUUUUCAUUUAGUUGAAUCGUUUGCACUCCCCAAUUCCCAAAUUGCCUGUUGAAAAUUUUCUAACUACUUAUCACGUGCGCACUGCACUGUCGGGCGCUUUCGUAUUUAUGCAAUUAUUGUUACUGGUGUUUGAUAUAUUAGGCUACUUUGAAUAUUUACAUUGUCACUUUGAAUAUUUAGCAAAAUAAAUAAGUAAUUAUCGUCUAGUAUCUAUUCCCGGGUAGCGCGUUUCCCAGCUUUGAUAUCGUGCGUAAUUUGUCUUAAACUUUGUUUGUUAUUAAGUACUUAUAUGUGCGUUGAAAAAACGCAACGUGUCGCAUCCAACUUGUAAUAUAAAAAAACCACUAAAAAGCUACAUACAUUAAUCAAAAAUUUUGUUGUUCAACUAACUUGUUUUACUGAUCUGAGGCUACCGGGAUAUCUAAUCGUAGACUUGUCACGUAAUAGUGCCAAAAAUUUUCUAGUCAUAUGUUUAAAACUUUUUAAAAUUAUUGAGAUAUAUAUACAUACAUCUAUAUUAAUUAUUUUUCCUGUUUAAAUUACUAGUUAUUACGCGUAAAGGCUGUGAUUUUUGUUUGUGUGUUGAGAUCCAAGAUCUGAGUUCGUUUGUUUUUAGUGUUCGAAGGCUCAAAAUAUAUGAACGAAUACUUUUUUUUAAUUUUAUUUAUCGGCGUUAUGCACGACUAGGUGGUUAUUACCUAUUAAAGUGCCAAACCCUUCCGACUGAAUGUACUAAAGCUUAUAGUAUUUUAUUUAUAGAAUACAUUUCACAUAAUUUAAAUUUUUUAUGUCAGUUAAGUUUUGAAACAUCUAUGUGUUUUCACUUCACAUGUCUUGCCACAAGUUUUUUCAAUUUUAGUGCCAAAACUUUGACAAGUAAACUUUUGUGGCUAGAUGUAUGUGAGUAAUAUUCUUAGCAUCAUAAUUAUUAUUACGCACAUGUUCAUUACUUAUAUAGGUAUAUUUUGUGUAAGUAGUUUUAAACAUUCGCGUUGGAAAAAAAACCGAAAAAACUUUGAAUUAAAAAAAAAAAACAUAUUUAUUAUAGUUUCGUAGUCCCAUACCUGACUAAAAGUGGUCGCAAAUAGAUUGAAGUGUGAACGAAAUUAAAAAAAAAAGCGAAAAGAAAUUACGGGUGUUUAAGAGAUUUGUUACUGAAACCAAAAACCCACCACACACCGCCUUA
Messenger RNA from Bombyx mandarina (wild silkworm), 12301 nucleotides. RefSeq lists its product as uncharacterized. Gene Ontology annotation, molecular function: guanyl-nucleotide exchange factor activity. The record is from RefSeq and is a predicted model, not a curated record. NCBI's taxonomy places the organism in Eukaryota, Metazoa, Arthropoda, Insecta, Lepidoptera, Bombycidae.